This is a messenger RNA of Scaptodrosophila lebanonensis, 2258 nucleotides long. It is a transcript of the gene ref(2)P, whose product is annotated as protein ref(2)P. Gene Ontology annotation, cellular component: amphisome; aggresome. Lineage: Eukaryota; Metazoa; Arthropoda; Insecta; Diptera; Drosophilidae. Bases 278 to 2206 code for a protein of 642 amino acids. Gene Ontology annotation, biological process: aggrephagy; mitophagy; endosome organization. The record is from RefSeq and is a predicted model, not a curated record. Gene Ontology annotation, molecular function: protein kinase C binding; zinc ion binding; K63-linked polyubiquitin modification-dependent protein binding. The transcript has 3 exons.
AAUACCGAGAAGUAAUGGUGCAAUAGCGGUGAUUUGCAAAAUUUGCUGCAGAAGUUUCAAGAAGGUGCCGAGCCGAUAAACACGACACCAAUACCCGAGGCAAUUAGUAUAAAAGCCGAAGUUGCGGCGAUUGCUGGUGUUUAUAGAACGACGAACACUUCAGACAACAAGUAACGACGCAGUACCAGAAGCGAGCAGUGUACCAUUGUGAAAAGAUAAAGGAAACAAGCACAAGCAAAAAUUAACUAAUUAAAAACUAUAAAAAAAACAAUACGAAAUGAAUCCGGAGAAACUAUUAAAAAUCACCUACCACGGCGCUACUGGUCCAACCAAGAAGAUGAAUGCGUAUCUACGUAUGCCUUCAAGUAAUUUGGGUUAUUUGCGUCGUGAAAUCGAACUUAAUCUCUUCCAAGAACGUCAGUUGCCCCAGUGCGAGAUCAGGACGUUUUGGGUUGAUUCGGAUCAUGAUGAAAUCGAAAUCGUCAAUCAAAUUGACUACGAUAUUUUCCUAUCCAAGAAUGAUAACAGCUUCAAGGACAUGCAUUUGCAUAUCGCUCCCGUGGUCGCUGCAGCGCCCGAGCCACCGGUAACGGCUAAGGCAGAGAGUGCCAGCACUGCUGCACCCACUGCCGCAGCGGCGUCGGACGAUCCCAGUAACUUUGUUAUACACGAUAACGUGGAGUGUGACUCCUGUGGUGUACUGCCACUGGUUGGCUUUCGCUACAAGUGCGUACAAUGUCCCAACUUUGAUCUGUGCCAGCGAUGCGAGGCGGCACACAAGCACCCGGACCACUUGAUGGUACGCAUGCCCACUCAUAAUGGUCCCAAGCUUAUCGAUGCCUAUUUAUCUGGACCGGGACUUGGAUUUCAUCGUCGUUCGAGUCGUCGCUUCAGGGGCCACUGUCCAUUUGGUGAGGCUGCAACCGAAGCAGCUGGACAGGCUGAUGCCCCUACUGGUGGUGAAACCAACAGAGAAAGCCGACGUGAACGCCGACACGUUCGUCGCCAUGGCGGUAUGUUUUCGCAGUUCGUUGAAAUGAUGAAAAACAUGCCGGAGAGCGCAGCUACUGCUGGCCAAGCUGCUCAGCCAACAGCAGCCACGGAGUCCAACAAUACGACCGCUCAGCCACGGGCUCAAGAAACCACUGCGGCCAAUGAACCAUCAGCACCGCCACCGGCAGCAGAGCCCGUCGCGACCACCAAAAUUGAACAGCCUAUAGCCGCUCCUCGCGUCGCAGAGCAAACACAACCCUCGAACUCAGCUUCAGCCUCGGGUGCCACGACACCAACCACACCGGUCAUUAACUUUGAUAACUUGUCCCAAAUGGUGCCGCCCGAAUAUAUGCGUGCAGGCAUUGAAAUAUUGAAUAAUUUCAGCGAAAUGUUUGCUAAAAUGUUGGACCCGGCCGAUGGUGCAGUCGAUUUGUCCACACGCACCAACACAACGAAUUCGAUGACUUCGACAGCCUCUACAGCUUCCAACAAUACAGAAGCUAGUGUAAAACCAGAGACAGCCCCUGUUCAGUUGCCAACUGAAAAGCCAAUCGAGAAGCCAACUGAGGAGCCAAUUAAGAAGUCAAUUGAGGAGUCAAUUCAGAAGCCAACUGUCCAACCGACGCCUGAAACUUCGCUGCAGACUUCACAAGCAUCGCUUGUUGAACCUCUGGCUGCUGUUUCACUGAAAGAGACGUCGGUGCCACGUCGUAGCUCAGACAGCUUGGACAACGAUUGGCAAAUGAUUGAUAAUACUGUUUCGUCGGCCAAUACGCGCACCCCUGAUGCUUUGAUCACUUUGGAUUCGGCCAACACUAGUGCUGCGUCCACAGUAGCCUCGGUGCCACCGGGGCCUGACUUUAGCCAAUUGGGCGAACUGCUGCGACAACAUAUGUCUGAAGAACAACAGCGUGAGCAGACCACUGCACACACCCAAACGGCUCAAGUGGACACGGUCAGUACAUCGACAUCGACCACUUCAAUUGGCACCAACAGCCAAUCGACAUCGACAGCCAAUCAGACGGAGCCCGAGGAGAAACACAGCUUUCCCAUCUACCACACUGAUGACCGCAUAAAUGCGUCCAUACAUGCCAUGAUGGCCAUGGGUUUCAGCAAUGAGGGCGCCUGGUUGACACAGCUUUUGGAGUCGGUGGACGGCAACAUACCCCAUGCAUUGGACAUAAUGCACACGUCUCAAACAAAUCGCAAUUAAAAUUGUGAACUCUAAUUAUGUAAACCAAUAGUUGUAGGGCUUGGUAACCAAG